Messenger RNA from Arachis ipaensis, 375 nucleotides. NCBI's taxonomy places the organism in Eukaryota, Viridiplantae, Streptophyta, Magnoliopsida, Fabales, Fabaceae. The record is from RefSeq and is a predicted model, not a curated record.
AUGAGGAAGAAAACCAUUGCAAAAAGGGCUCCUCGAGAGAAGGUUUUCAAGCUACCCACAAAGCCAUCCACUCGCUCUCAAGACCACACCUUUACCCCUUCUCCUUCUCCUCCUACCUCUCCUCAUCGCUGUGACCCCAUGGCUCGGACCAAAAAUACUCCAAGGUUUCCUGCCUCUGCCAAGCCGACGCCACCACCAAAGGCCACACCUUCCAAGCCUGGCUCCUCAAAACCAAGUUCAGCAAAGCCUGGCUCCUCCAAAGGCAAACGUCAGGCGACUGAGGAACCCAUACCCGAAUCAUCUCAACCAAAAUCCAGACCAAAUGUUAAUAGCCCAAAUGGAAUAAAAGGCAUUCAGCAAAGAAUAUUGGGCUGA